AUGCCGCUUGCCUCCGCCGUGGCGUGCGGCACAAAUCAAUUACAGACACGCCAGCAGGAUUCGUUGCAGGCUAUCGUGAACAAACAUGUGCAGGACCCUGCUCUACGAGAGCUCAACAGCAGCCAGACGUCUACAGAGCGGGGUGUCCAGCGCUGGGAGCAGGCCCACCUUGUUUCUGCCCUGGACGUCAUCAACGACUACCAGCGGUCUCGGCGUGCGCGAGUCUUCAAGGCACUGGGGGAUUUUGGCCCUAGUUGGAGGCGAUCCUACAAGAACGACCCCAGGACCCGGAUGUGUGAGCUUCUGAAAAGCUGGCUCCGGGCGAAUGCUGCGAGCAGCUCACUGGCGGAGGAAGAGGUGCGAAGCAUGUGUGGACUUUGCCGUGACAUUCUCAGCCAUCCGCACCUUUUCCCAGCUCGCAAUCCCCAGAGUUUCUUGAAGAGUACGGCGGACGUGUAUGACCACCUGCAGUGGCAGUUGCAAGAGGUCUUGGAAAAGGAUCGGAGCUGUGCAGAGCUAGCACAGCGGCUCAUCUCGCUCAGUCGCAAUCUUGUCGCAGACACCGUCUCGUAUCUUCUGCUUGCUCCUACAGACCUGAAGGACACCGAUGGGCUGCCGUCUUUGGAGGUGGUCAAACUCUGGCAAUCCCUUCCAGAUGCGGGCCAUCCGAUGCCGAAUCGCAAAGAUCCUGGUUUGCAGAAGUUGAUGUCUGAGGCCUGGAGCACACGCUGCGGUGCCCUUGUUGCUGCACUUCUGCGAGCACCUUGGUGUAUUCGUUUGUUCGCGGGAGCGGACGCCGAGAACACUGCCAGACUCGCCGCCCUAGAGAAUGGAGAUGGAGAGGCGGCAGAGACUCCGACGGCCUCACUGCAGGUCCUGCUUCGACAGGCACGCGUCGCCUUCCAGACUGGGAACUACAAGGCCAGCGGGCUUGUCGGUGCUCUUCGUGGGGAGGAGAACUCUCAGCGCGAGAAUCUGCUGCAUGCCAUCACGCUCAUCUCCGACAUUAUGUAUCUGCUCGGAGAGGUCAUGGUUCAAUUCCAUCGCAUCAGUGACGGGCUAGGAGACUAUGGCAUGAUUCGGGUGGCUCCAUGGCUACAUCCCAUCUUGGAUUCUCUGCAAGAGAAGGUGCAGCAACUAAAGGCCAGCUUGGAGCAACUCAGCAAUUCCCUGGACUCGGCCUACGUAUUGGCUCGGGCCCGUGGCCAAAAGAUCCAGAAGCCAGCGCCUUCGGAGAAGAUGUGCGCUCGUGCCCGAGAUGCCAUUCAGCGCGCGCUGCUUGGCGGAACAAGCCAUGCGAGUCAGCUGCUGCAGCUCGCAGAGGAGCUUCGGGCACGCUCGGCACCAGAGCGCUUGCCUCAUCUGGCCAAGGGCCUGGGUGAUGCAUGCUUAACGUUGAGCGAGGUCCUGGUGUCUGCUGAGUUCAGGCGACACGUUGGGGAUUCCUUCCCACAGCUACCUACACUGACGGACUUGGGCUCGGAUCCCAAAACACGGACCAUCAAGACAGGCAUGGCGACGCUGGCCCUGGAAGACUUUAACGUGCAGACCCGCUUCACAGAAAGGCGGCCGGUGCGGGUUCGCACUGAGCCAAAAACUGCCCACAUCAUGAAGGUGACUCCCUGGACAGAUGGAGAUGUUCAGGACACAGCAUCCACAUCAGCUACGCCACGUACGAUGGCACGCGAGAAUUCUCAGAGUUGCAGCAGCUGCUGCUCAGCUCAGACUGUUGGCAUCCCCACAAGUGGCCCGGUGCUGACUUUCGAGGUCAACCGCCUCACAUCCUUUGAGCCUCUAAAAAGGCACGACCGCAGACGAAUCGAAAUUCAACAUGACGAGCUCUUGAUAUACAGCACGGGCUCACAAUCCAGAAUUAAAUCUGCAGUGCAGCUACCCGAAGGGGUGGAGCGUGUGUUCCUCCUGUCCGACACUGUCCUCGAGGCUUGCUUCUCACUCGUCCCGGCGGAUGCCGUACCGGGAGGUGGUGUGGUACGGCCAAAAGACUACAUCUUCGAGUUUGCUACACCUGAGCAGGCCGACAUCUUUUGCGAGGAGCUGUGGCAUCGGGGAGUCAGAUGA
Symbiodinium sp. CCMP2456 is the source of this 2079-nucleotide messenger RNA. Lineage: Eukaryota; Dinophyceae; Suessiales; Symbiodiniaceae. The record is from the annotation of a GenBank genome assembly.